CCGUGUUGAUCAUGGUGGGGUGAAGUUACGCAGUUUUUCUAAGCAAAUAAAUUACGUAUACUUAACGUAAUAAUUAUGUUACGAAUUUAGAAAAUCACACAGGAACUGCAAGAUUUUGCGUAAUCCAUGCUAUAUCGAGGAUUAAGCACAGAUCGCUCACCCACAAAAAUGGUCACAAAAAUAUUUUUUACGCUGGCAACUUUAUUAACAUAUACAAACUCAGAGUAUAUUCCUCCUGGCCCAUUAUAUCCGUGUCCCAAGGACUCCACGACAACCCUUUUAUAUCCGUGUGUCUGUGAAAAAGGGUCAGAUAGUGGUUUAUACAUAAGAUGUGAAAACACAGGGUUGGCAAUACUUAGUGUUGGGCUUGGCAACAUAGCUGGCUUGGGGUUGCCAAUUGAAAAAUUGGUGCUGAAUGAGUGUAAAAUAACAAACCUCUUCGGCCCUCUGUUCCAUAGAUCAACAAUAAGAGUCAUAGAGUUUAUAGACACACCUAUCAAAACCAUAGAUCAGUAUGCUUUCGCCGGAGUGAAUAGGACUCUUCAAGAGCUUUAUAUGACUAAUACUAAUAUCGAGGAGUUUCCUAAAGAGGCCUUUAUGAUCCUAGGAAACCUCUCGGUACUCUCAAUCGACGGGCACAAAAUGACUAAGUUGGGUAAAGACAUAUUCGUCGGUAGCGAGGCUGCUGGAAAGUUGGAGAGAUUGCAUCUAACAAACGGAUUAAUAGCUGACAUGCCGCCUGAGACAUUUCAGGUAUUGAAAAAGUUAAAAAAGUUGGAUCUUCACGGUAAUAAGCUGGCAACAUUGAAGAGGAAUCAAUUUAAAGGGUUGAGAGAUACUGAGUUUUUGGAUUUAAGUCACAACAGUAUCACAAAGCUAGAUGGCAGUCAUAUAGGAGAUCUGACCAAACUUGGAUGGUGUAAUGCAAGCCAUAAUCAAAUUGGAGAGAUACCUAGAGGAAUGUUUGCAAGGAACACAGUUAUAAAAGUGGUACAUUUGGACAACAAUAAAAUCAAGAAACUGGACACCAAUAGCUUUAGGGGCAUGAGGUUUCUAAGGUCUUUAAUGGACAAGGCCACUUACUACUUUAUAACUAUUAACGUGUGGGAGAGCCAUGCUUCGGCACGAAUGGGUCGGCUCGACCGGAGUGAUACCACGGCCUCACAGAAAACCGGUGUGAAACAACCACAGCGUUGUGUUUCGCCGUACUUUAGCCAUAAUAACUUGUCCAAAAUAAGCCCCAGGGCAUUCGACGAAAACAGUUAUGCGUAUAAUCUGCAAGUUUCGCAUAAUGAAUUUAUGGAUUUCUCUCAGAUACCAAUACAGAACAUGUCAGGCAUACAAGUUUUGAACGCUUCCUACAACAGAAUCGAAUCCAUACCAAAGAUGGCGUUCCCAAAAUUAUACGAACUGCACACGGUCGACUUGUCACAUAACAAUUUGAGUGAAAUAUUUAAUGCAGUUUUUCAAAAUCUGUUUUCAAUUAGAUUUUUGAACCUUAGCUACAAUUCAAUGGAAAUUAUCAAGCCAGCUACCUUCGGUACUAUACCGACCUUGUUAGAACUGGAUUUAUCUCACAAUAAGUUACACGAUGUCUCUCGUGGAAGUAUGGCAAAACUAGUCAGCUGUCGUCUAAUCGAUUUAACUCAUAAUCGAUUGGAAAAACUCUUUCAAAUACCUAUAAGUUUGGGAAUAGUGCUCAACCUUAGUUAUAUAUGUAAUCCAUCAGCUCGUUUGCCGCCCUAUCACAAAAAAGGUACAACUCUCAUCCCCCUAUCCCAAAUCCACAACAACCCUCAAAUUGCCAGUAAGGUGGCCUUGUCUGCCUUUGAUGUUGUGGGUUGUCCAUGGAUAAUUGAUACCAUAAGCGAACUCAACGUAGCCUACAACAAUCUAACGGAAAUAAAAUCGAAUACAUGGCCAUCGAUGAACGCGUUGCUCCGACUCAAUUUGUCGUCCAACAUGUUGGGCGACUCGUUGUCCUCAGACGCGUUUUCCAGCUUGUUGACCUUACAAUCGCUGGAUUUAUCGGGCAAUGGAUUGACUAAACCUCCUUGGGAGGCUUUGAGCACGCUGACCAGUUUGCAGUAUUUGUAUAUGCAGGAAAACAAUCUAACAGAACUAAGUAGAUCAGCGUUUGGUAACCUACCGACGAUGUUCAAGCUGGAUUUGUCGCGCAACCAGUUGACAACAGUUGCGCAACGAUCGUUCAACGGCAUGCAACAGUUGCUCGACUUAUCGCUCAGCGGAAACAUGUUGAAACAAAUACCUAAUGAAGCUUUUAAAGGAUUAGUUGCUUUGAGGAAAUUGGAUUUGUCACAUAAUUAUUUGGAGAAAAUUGACAACAAAACACACGGACUUUUGGACGAUUGUCUGUCUCUAGAAAAGGUUAUCCUAAGCCACAAUAAAUUCGGAUUUUUAACUAAAAAGAUGUUUCCUGCAAGUCCUUGGAUUCCCUACAGACUGUCGGAAAUUGAUCUGAGUUACAAUGAGAUACCGGUUCUAACACAUGAUAUCACAAUUGGAACUAAAAAAGUAACAAAAUUAAACCUAGCCGGAAACUUCAUUAAUGAUAUUCGAAAUAAUGUCUUAGGAAACUUGACAUCAUUACAAGUGCUAGAUUUGUCGCACAAUAACCUAAAGGAUUUAAUUUCAAGGACAUCGGAAAUAAAGUUCGCAUUCCCGGAAAAUAUAACAGAAUUACAUUUGUUUAACAACUCGCUACAAUCCCUGCCUACCCCGAAUAUAGUAGCGGCGAAAAAUUUAAAGUUAUUGGAUGUAAGAAAUAAUGAAUUAAUCAGCUUCGAACCGGAGUGGGUUAAAAAGAUAAUAAAAGAGGGUACUGUUAUUUUGUUUCAAGGAAACCAUUUGAAAUGUGAUUGCUUCACGCGUCCAUUGAAACAUUAUUUGAACCACAAGAAGCCGUCGUCAUUAAAAACAGAUGAAAAAUAUCAAAAUCUCACCUGUUCUGAACCUAUAACGCUGCAAAACGAGAAUAUAUUAUCUGUGGACGAGGACAGAUUAUUGUGCACUGGCAACACUGAAGUUGACACUAAGAUUAUUGAGCAUAGCAACACUGACCCGGAGAAUGCGUUUGAUUUUAUCAACGAACCCGAUUUGGCGUUUAGAGAUAUACAAUAUUCCCAAACAUCGAUCUACGUUCACUGGUUUAUACCAUCCAACGAAGACAUAGGAGACUUUAUUGUGUACUUAAGAGACAGCACAAAUAAACUCCUGUAUUCAUCCGACGUUGCUUACAACUUGCGUUCCCUCACCAUUCCUAUAGAGGAAGCCCUCAAGACCUCCCUACAAGACAAGAGGGACCAUGAGAUAUGUAUUCAAGCGAAAUAUUCCAAUAAUACGCCUCGAAAAUGGCAUCCAAGUCAAUGUCAGAGAGUUUUGGAAGACUUCAGUUCUUGGCCUAAAAAAUUGAAUGUCGAUAAAAGGAGGUUGACUAAGAAAAGAACUCGCCAAGAUUCGGCGGCCGUACUGUACUCAUGUGAAUUCACUGAGAACAGUGAACAUGAAUAUGACUCCUGUUGUGACUUGAAACUGGGUCGGCACGACCGGAGUGAUACCACGGCCUCACAGAAAACCGGCGUGAAACAACCACAGCGUUGUGUUUCGCCGUGUGAGUGA
This is a messenger RNA of Spodoptera exigua (beet armyworm), 3639 nucleotides long. NCBI's taxonomy places the organism in Eukaryota, Metazoa, Arthropoda, Insecta, Lepidoptera, Noctuidae. The record is from the annotation of a GenBank genome assembly.